AUGAGAUUCCUAGCCGUCGUGCUCCCCUCCCUCACACUCUGCACCCACACGCUCCUCGCCCUCUCCUUCCUCCUCCCAGGCUCAGAUCCCAACCGCGCCGUCUUCUCCAUCACAUACAAUGCCAUCGCCGGCAGCGCAAGCAUAUUAGGCCUCGUGGGCGCUAUACGGGUAAGCAAGCAAGCCACUUUCUUCAUCCCCGCGAUUCGUGCGACUGGCGGGUCUUGGAUGGGUCCGGGUUCGCGCGGAGGAAAGCAACAUCCAAGACAUGUCCGAGUCAAUUAG
Molecule: messenger RNA, 282 nt
Organism: Alternaria hordeiaustralica
Lineage: Eukaryota; Fungi; Ascomycota; Dothideomycetes; Pleosporales; Pleosporaceae
Exons: 2
Coding region: 1-282 (93 amino acids)
Source: RefSeq, a predicted model, not a curated record